Messenger RNA from Pestalotiopsis fici W106-1, 2058 nucleotides. RefSeq lists its product as uncharacterized. The record is from RefSeq and is a predicted model, not a curated record. The transcript has a single exon. Lineage: Eukaryota; Fungi; Ascomycota; Sordariomycetes; Amphisphaeriales; Sporocadaceae. The coding region runs from base 1 to 2058 and encodes 685 amino acids.
AUGGCCGAAAAUCAGACGCCAGGACGCGCCUUGUCCCCAGACGAAGCCUGGAGAGCGAAUAUCGACGAGAUUGACAGCGCUCUCCACAAGCUCCCGACAAGACCCUACGCAGCCUACAUUCAGGCUGCGCAUGGAGCCGGAAAGAGUACAAGCCUCUUGUUGUACGCCAUGUCCGCCAUCAUCAAGGCCAAUCCCAACGCGAGGAUCGUAUACGUCAUUGACUCGGGCUUUGAGAUGCCCAUCAUCAUCAACUACCUUGAGCGCCAUGCGAUGGAAGACUAUGGAGGAGCCUGUGUUGGAGACUUUGAUCCAGAGAUGGUCUUGACAAUUUGCACCUAUGAGCAAUACAUUGACAACUCCGUGCGGCGCCAAUGGGUGCCGGACGAGCAUUGUCCGAUUGUUGUCUUGUCCGAUGUGCCGCUUCGACCUUCGGUACAUGCAGAGGUCUUUUUCACCCUGCUCAUGGAGCAGGUUACAAAGGACUCUGGAAAUGGCAUGAGCUGCAUGUUUCUCGCAGCGCAAUUCUCAAGGCGCACAAUAGACCUUUUGCGAAAUGUCUUUCAAGAUGACUUGGCCAUUGUUCAAGUCCCAGACAUCAACCCAGAGGUCAAAAUGAUCCUCAUGGGAGUGGAUGAUGUCAAGAAGCAGAUCGCUGCCCGGCAGCGAGACCAGCCAGAAUCAUCCGUGGUGAUCUUGAGUGUGCCGCGCCCGUCCGAGUUUGCAAUGGGGAAGCAGCAUGAGUUGAAUCCAACCAAGGAUUCACCUCAAGACAUUGUGGAUGGAAACUAUGAUGCCAUUGCCACCACUUGCGCAGCACCCUCAUUUCCCAUGCCAAAUGUGGGCGUGGUGGUAUCAUCUGGGACUCAUGAGUUGAAGUUGUGGGACACGCGAUCAAGUCAGAUUGUGACCAUGACCAAGCUCAUUUCAAUGACUGAUUUCGACCGCCAAAAGUCGUGGUUAAUCAAGGCAGGAAAUACAGACCAGACUGAAUUUUACUGUCUAUCAUCAGAGUCGCAUAUCAAAAAGUCCCGAGCACUGGACGAUCCCUGGAGCCCAGCAUUCAACGAGGAUAUCAUGUGGACCAUGCUGACACUAUGCUCUCUCAACAGCAAGGUGUUUGAUAUGAAGAUACGGACCAUACCCGAUUGCUUUGCCGUACACGAGGUCAUGAGACGUCUAGUGGUCAUGAAAUGUAUCCAGGACAGUGGUUCUGGGUACUAUCCUGUCACGAGCAAGGGAAGGUUUGCGCUGGAACUACGAUCCAAGUAUGCGCAUCAUGAUCUUGACAUUCAUACGGCAAUGCUGCUUGCCAGGACAAGGAACAAGAAUUUGCCAACCAAUGUCAGGCGAGUCAUGAUUCGUUUGGCAUUCAUCAUCAUGUGUGGUGUUGGCUCGGCUUACUCAUGUCUGCGGGAAAACGUACCGACGCAUAGGAUCCUAGAAGGAAUCCAGCAGCAUUGUGAGGGUGUUGGUCUCGAUCAAGCCGGCAAGGGUCCUGUUUGGAUUAUUCUUGGGUUGUAUCUCAAGGCAAUGGAGACGGGCGAAGCCGUCAGAGAAGAGCCAUACAUGUUCUGUGGCACGGAAUUCUCACUGCGCCUUGAUUUCGUGCGUGACGUGCAUGCCCAUGUGCACGAAUUUGAAGCUCUCGUCAACAUUGACCGUAUUGACACUGCCGAGGAGGUGCACAUGACCAUGCUGUCGGCUUCAGAAGUCGUCAAGGUAGAAGAGCAGCUCGUGCUCUGCUACGCAAGUCGUGUCAUGUGUAUCGCGACCAAGACUGAUGCAGUGUACGAUGCUGCCUCGAAUCAACCAUUGGAAUAUGACGACGAUGAGCUUCUCGAUAUCGGGAAGUUGACACGGAACCCCGUGAACAGGGAUUUGGGCGCAAUCUUUGCGAUUUAUCUAGACUUGGUUCAAGUUUCAAAGGUUCCUUCAGGGAGGCGUGUUCUCAACGCCAAGAACCUCAUUUACAUUCCUCAGCAUGUAUUUCAGAUUUUCGGGCAGACUCACGGCACUGAGUGGCCAAAAGCCAUUGCCACAUCGUACCCUCUGCACUGA